This is a messenger RNA of Orycteropus afer afer, 1201 nucleotides long. It is a transcript of the gene CYSLTR1, whose product is annotated as cysteinyl leukotriene receptor 1. Gene Ontology annotation, molecular function: leukotriene receptor activity. Lineage: Eukaryota; Metazoa; Chordata; Mammalia; Tubulidentata; Orycteropodidae. The record is from RefSeq and is a predicted model, not a curated record. Gene Ontology annotation, cellular component: plasma membrane. Gene Ontology annotation, biological process: G protein-coupled receptor signaling pathway.
ACCACUAACCAGGGACAAUUGUGAAGGGGAUUACAGUGCCAGCAAGAGACACAGAACCAAGAAGACAUUCUUAAGGAAACAUGGAUGAUGUCAUAAAUAUGACAGUGCCUUCUGCUAGAAAUAACACAUGCCAUGACACUAUUGAUGACUUCCGCAAUCAAGUAUAUUCCACCCUGUAUUCUAUGAUCUCCGUUGUGGGAUUCUUUGGCAAUGGCUUUGUGCUCUAUGUUCUCAUAAAAACAUAUCAUGAGAAGUCAGCCUUUCAAGUGUACAUGAUUAAUUUAGCAGUGGCAGAUCUACUGUGUGUGUGCACACUGCCUCUCCGCGUGGUCUACUAUGUCCAUAAAGGCAUUUGGCUCUUUGGUGACUUUUUGUGCCGCCUCAGCACUUAUGCCUUGUAUGUCAACCUCUAUUGUAGCAUCUUCUUUAUGACAGCCAUGAGCUUUUUCCGGUGCAUUGCAAUUGUAUUCCCUGUCCAGAACAUUAAUUUGGUUACACAGAAAAAAGCCAGGUUUGUGUGUGUUGGCAUUUGGAUUUUUGUGAUUUUUACCAGUUCUCCAUUUUUAAUGAAUAACUCUUAUAAAGAUGAGAAGAACAAUACCAAGUGCUUUGAGCCUCCACAAGACAAUCAGACUAAAAGAUAUGUUUUGGUUUUACAUUAUGUGUCAUUAUUUUUUGGCUUCAUCAUUCCUUUUGUUAUUAUACUGGUCUGUUACUCAAUGAUCAUUUUUACCUUACUGAAAAAUUCAAUGAAGAAAAAUCUAUCAAGUCGUAAAAAGGCUAUAGGAAUGAUCAUAGUUGUGACAGCUGCCUUUUUGAUCAGCUUCAUGCCAUAUCAUAUUCAACGCACCAUCCAUCUUCAUUUUUUACACAGUGAAACUCAAUCCUGUGAUUCUGUGCUUAGAAUGCAAAAGUCAGUGGUCAUAACCUUGUCUCUGGCUGCAUCAAAUUGUUGUUUUGACCCUCUCCUAUAUUUCUUUUCAGGGGGAAACUUUAGGAGAAGGUUGUCUACAUUUAGAAAACAUUCUUUAUCCAGCAUGACUUAUGCACCCAAGAAGAAGGCCUCCUUGCCAGAAAAAUGUGAAGAAGUAUGUAAAGAAUAGUUAGCUAAGCCCAUCUCCAGCAUAAACCAAUGAGAAGAAUUCUCCCAAAUGUUGUCUCAAAUCAUUUACAAUGAAAAUUAAAAUUUUCACUAAAAAUU